Molecule: messenger RNA, 1775 nt
Organism: Lampris incognitus (smalleye Pacific opah)
Lineage: Eukaryota; Metazoa; Chordata; Actinopteri; Lampriformes; Lampridae
Exons: 7
Coding region: 33-1370 (445 amino acids)
Molecular function (GO): zinc ion binding
Source: RefSeq, a predicted model, not a curated record
GAGUGCACGCCAGCCUAAAGCACAGUGGGGAGAUGUGCUUUAUGGAUGCUUCGGGCAACAUGGACCGGCAUCAUUGUCGAGUAUUCCUGCUGUUGACCCACAGUUGUGCUGGUGGCCUGCCGCUGGGGAUAAUCAUCACCCAGUCUGAGGAAGAGCAGGUCAUAUUGGAGGGCCUAGAACUUCUGAAGAGCCUCCUUGAUGAAGAGUCCUUUUCAGGCAGGGGAGAGUCAGGGCCCAUGAUAUUCCUCACAGAUGACAGCAGGGCAGAGAGAGCAGCAUUAAGCAGAGCCUUCCCACAAGCCAAACUUUUCCUCUGUUCCUUUCACCUGCUGCAAGCUGUAUGGAGAUGGCUGUGGUGCAAGGAGAAUGACAUCAGCAUGUCAGACAGGACUACAUUGUUUGCAGUCGUCAAAGAUUUGUUAUAUGCCAGGGAGGAGAGUUCAUUGCACAGCUGUUACCAUCGGGCUUUAGAGAGCUCUGCUUUUAACAGGUAUCCAAAGUUCAAGGCCUACGUGGAGAAGCUCUACAGCCGGAGGGAGUGUUGGGCUCUCUGCUACAGGGACACCAUGCCAAUAAGAAGCAAUAACACCAACAACUACAGCGAGGCUGCAAUGAGGAUACUGAAAGACAAAAUCCUACAUCGCACGAAGGCAUACAAUGUACUGCAGUUAUUUGACUUUCUGACCACCUGCCUCAGUGCUUAUUAUGAGGCUAGAAUAACAGAUGCUGCCAUUGGCCAUUGGGAAGGCUUGCAGAAAUCAAGGUUCCUGGUGAAGAGCAACAGUGUGGAACCUGAGGACAUCCACAAGAUUGAUGCCAGCCACUUUGAAGUGAAAAGCUGUUCCACUCCUGGAAAGAUCUAUGUCGUAGACGUACACCUGGAGAUGUGCACCUGUCCCAUGGGUAGCAGUGGUGAGCCCUGCAAACACCAGGCAGCUGUCGUCCUCCAGCACAGAGUCCCCAGCACCAACUUCCUGCCACAAACAGCAGAGAUGAGGGCAAAGCUACUGUACAUAGCAACUGGUAAGGAUAAUGUUCCUCUCCAGUUUCUGCAGCCGUUCAGGGAAGAGGCAGGGCCAUCAACAGGGACAUAUGCUGUCCCAGACCUGGACAUUGCCGAUGACGCCUGGCAAGAAGAGACAGAUCGGGUGAUGGUGACUGAACAGGUUCAACAGGCUGGAUCAGAGGAAGCAUCACAUCAAGCUGCUGCAGCAGGAUUUGCUGAAAUGUGCCAGGAGCUGUCAGCCCUUAUCAACAGCGACUCAUCUUUCACAGCCUCAGCAGUGGCUGCAGUAAAGGCCUUUAAAAAAAUCAAAGACAAUCCAUCAAAAAUUAUCACGGCCUUACAUAUGUUUGCCGACACCACUUAAGAUCAUCCGAGAUGUGGACUCCACGGAAUCUGAAGCUGCUGACCCCUUCAACAGCAGCCCCGUUGAUGAAGCCUUCGGUGCUGCGAACACGGCGACUGAGCUGCUGCAAAGACCAGGAGCAGGACUCGGUGUGGAUCAGAUUGCUUCUUUUCAACAGAACCAGAACGUUCUUCUAACAUCACGACACGUUCCCCAUGGAGAAAGCAAGAAGGCAAAUCAAACCAAACUGCCGACCUGUCAUCUCAAAUAUCUUAUUCUCGUUCACAUCAUCCUGGUGUGGUAAUGAGGCCGGAGGCGCAGAAGACAUGUUUCCCUGGAGAACCAGCAAGAUGUCCGCUUGGACAUCAGCCAUUCAGCAGGAGGUCGUCCUGUCGUCAUCUUUCAGUCUGCAUGUGGUCCACUGUU